This is a messenger RNA of Notothenia coriiceps (black rockcod), 1755 nucleotides long. RefSeq names its product integrator complex subunit 1-like. Lineage: Eukaryota; Metazoa; Chordata; Actinopteri; Perciformes; Nototheniidae. Gene Ontology annotation, biological process: U2 snRNA 3'-end processing. The annotation marks the transcript as partial. The transcript has 14 exons. Gene Ontology annotation, cellular component: integrator complex. The record is from RefSeq and is a predicted model, not a curated record.
AUGGUGGUUGAAGUGGCUAAAUAUCUGGAGAGCCUGAGGGCGUUUCAGAAUCAGAUCGCUUCCAUCCAGAGAGACGCUGUGUGGUGGCUUCACACCGUGGUUCCUUCCAUCAGCAAAACUGGUGCUAAAGACUACGUUCACUGCCUCCACAAAGUGCUGUUCACAGAGCAACCUGAGACAUACUACAAGUGGGACAACUGGCCUCCGGAGGGUGACAGAAAUUUCUUCCUGCGCCUCUGCUCUGAGGUGCCUCUGCUGGAGGACACACUGAUGCGCAUCCUGGUGAUCGGGCUGUCACGUGACUUGCCGCUGGGCCCAGCAGAUGCCAUGGAGCUGGCGGAUCACCUGGUUAAAAGGGCUGCUGGAAGUCAGUCUGAUGAUCUGGAGGUCCUGAAGGUGGAAAGGAUCCAGCUCAUUGAUGCCGUGCUGAAUCUGUGUACAUACCACCACCCGGAGAACAUUCAGCUGCCUGCAGGGUACCAAGCUCCCAAUUUGGCCAUAUCUGCGUUGUAUUGGAAGGCAUGGCUGCUAAUUCUCGUGGUGGCAGCUUUUAAUCCUCAGAAAAUAGGUCUGGCUUCCUGGGACGGCUACCCUACACUGAAAAUGCUCAUGGAGAUGGUUAUGACAAAUAACUAUACCUACCCUCCCUGUACCGUUGCGGACGAGGACACGAAGACGGAGAUGAUCAACAGGGAGCUGCAGAUCUCCCAGAGAGAGAAACAGGAGAUCCUGGCCUUUGAGAGCCACCUGGCAGCAGCCUCCACCAAACAGACCAUCACAGAGAGCAACAGCUUGCUCCUGUCUCAGCUUACCAGUCUGGAUCCACAGGGUCCUCCUCGUCGACCCCCUCCUCAGAUCCAGGAGCAGGUGAAGACCCUGAACCAGUCUCUGCGUCUCGGACAUCUCCUCUGCCGCAGCCGCAACCCUGACUUCCUCCUCAACAUCAUCCAGAGACAGGCCUCCUCUCAGUCCAUGCCGUGGCUGGCUGAUCUGGUCCAGUCCAGUGAGGGCUCUCUGGACGUGCUUCCAGUGCAGUGCCUGUGUGAAUUCCUUCUGCAUGACGCAGCGGAUGACAGUCUGCCAAUAGAGGAUGACGAAGAGGGAGAGAGCAAAGAGCAGAAAGCCAAGAAGAGACAAAGACAGCAAAAGCAAAGGCAGCUGCUUGGACGGCUCCAGGAUCUUUUGUUGGGUCCUAAGGCCGACGAACAGACAACAUGCGAAGUGCUGGACUACUUUCUGCGCCGCCUCAGCUCUUCUCAGGUGGCAUCCAGAGUCCUAGCCAUGAAGGGUUUGUCGUUGGUGCUGAGUGAAGGAGGCUUGAAAGAUGGAGAUGAGCGGGAUCAGCCCAUGGAAGAAGAUUCUGCUGAUGCUGAGCUGUUGCCGGGAUACCAGUGGCUGCUACAGGACCUCCCAAAGCUCCCCUUGUUUGACAGCGUCAGAGGCAUGACGUCCACCGCCCUGCAGCAGGCUAUUCACAUGGAGACUGAUCCACAGACCAUCAGUGCCUAUCUCAUCUACCUAUCCCAGCAUGCACCAGUGGAGGAGCAGGCUUCUCAUAACGAUCUGGCUCUGGACGUCGCCCGGCUUAUCGUGGAGCGUUCCACCAUCAUGAACAGCCUGUUCUCUAAGCAUUCCUGCAGACCUGAGUCUAAUGCUGUGCUCAGUGCCUUCCUCACCAUCUUCUCCACAUACAUCAGGAGGAUGAGGAAGACCAAAGAGGGCGAGGAUCUCUACAGCUGGGUGAGCAUUAGGGCU